This is a messenger RNA of Rhinopithecus roxellana (golden snub-nosed monkey), 1943 nucleotides long. It is a transcript of the gene AMT, whose product is annotated as aminomethyltransferase. Gene Ontology annotation, biological process: glycine catabolic process. Gene Ontology annotation, molecular function: aminomethyltransferase activity; protein binding. The record is from RefSeq and is a predicted model, not a curated record. Lineage: Eukaryota; Metazoa; Chordata; Mammalia; Primates; Cercopithecidae. The transcript is spliced from 9 exons. Gene Ontology annotation, cellular component: mitochondrion. The coding region runs from base 3 to 1214 and encodes 403 amino acids.
CGAUGCAGAGGGUUGUAAGUGUGGUGGCCCAUCUGGGCUUUCGCUUGCAGGCAUUGCCCCCGGCCUUGUGUCGUCCACUCAGUUGCGCACAGGACGUGCUCCGCAGGACACCGCUCUAUGACUUCCACCUGGCCCACGGCGGGAAAAUGGUGGCGUUUGCGGGUUGGAGUCUGCCAGUGCAGUACCGGGACAGUCACACUGACUCGCACCUGCACACACGCCAGCACUGCUCGCUCUUUGACGUGUCUCAUAUGCUGCAGACCAAGAUAUUUGGUAGUGACCGGGUGAAGCUGAUGGAGAGUCUAGUGGUUGGAGACAUUGCAGAGCUAAGACCAAACCAGGGUACACUGUCAUUGUUUACCAACGAGGCUGGAGGCAUCUUAGAUGACUUGAUUGUAACCAAUACUUCUGAGGGGCACCUGUAUGUGGUGUCCAACGCUGGCUGCUGGGAGAAAGAUUUGGCCCUCAUGCAGGACAAGGUCAGGGAGCUUCAGAACCAGGGCAGAGAUGUGGGCCUGGAGGUGUUGGAUAAUGCCCUACUAGCUCUGCAAGGCCCCACUGCAGCCCAGGUACUACAGGCCAGCGUGGCAGAUGACCUGAAGAAACUGCCCUUCAUGACUAGUGCUGUGAUGGAGGUGUUUGGCGUGUCUGGCUGCCGUGUGACCCGCUGUGGCUACACAGGAGAAGACGGUGUGGAGAUCUCGGUGCCGGCAGCAGGGGCAGUUCACCUGGCAACAGCUCUUCUGAAAAACCCAGAGGUGAAGCUGGCAGGGCUGGCAGCCAGGGACAGUCUGCGCCUGGAGGCAGGCCUCUGCCUGUACGGGAAUGACAUUGAUGAACACACUACACCUGUGGAGGGCAGCCUCAGCUGGACACUGGGGAAGCGCCGCCGAGCUGCUAUGGAUUUCCCUGGAGCCAAGGUCAUUGUUCCCCAACUGAAGGGCAAGGUGCAGCGGAGGCGUGUGGGGUUGAUGUGUGAGGGGGCCCCGAUGCGGGCACACAGUCCCAUCCUGAACAUGGAGGGUACCAAGAUUGGUACCGUGACUAGUGGCUGCCCCUCGCCCUCUCUGAAGAAGAAUGUGGCAAUGGGUUAUGUGCCCUGCGAGUACAGUCGUCCAGGGACAAUGCUGCUGGUAGAGGUGCGGCGGAAGCAGCAGAUGGCUGUAGUCAGCAAGAUGCCCUUUGUGCCCACAAACUACUAUACCCUCAAGUGAGGAUGGCUCAGGGUGGGGCUGUCCCCUCCAGGAGUCUUGCCUUGGAGGGCAUCCUACAAGGGGUUAGUCAAGAAGCUGAGGCAGAACUCACUGGGGGUGGGCAGCUAAGGUGGAGGCUGAUUCUAAUUGUCUGGUUGAGGGGCCAUACCACCUAUUCCCUCCACCUAACUCAUGCCACUCCAGCUUCCUUCAGGACCCUGCUUCUGAGUGACAGACCAGCUCACACAAUGGAGGGUAAUGAGAAACUUUGGUUCUGCCAUCUCUCCCACUCUGCCAGGUGCUGGCUGUGGAGCAAAGGCUCACCUUUGUGGGGAGGAUAAAACCUGCCCAACCUACCUCACAAUGGUUUUUCACAUUGCAAAGGGUGAUAACACGGGCGGUGUGGACUUAGGCCACCCCCUCCAGUUUGCUUUCCAUAAAUGCAAAUUGUCCCUACUGCAAGUCAGGAAUGAUUGCUGACUCAUAGUAGGGCUGCUAUGCCUGUGUGUAAACUUGGGAAUGGCUGAGGGAACAGAGAGUUACUCUUCCACAUUCCCAAGUUGGUCUAGUGUGCUGCCCAGUAGCAAACCAUGGCAGGCUCACCACCUAUUCUGAGCUCCAGGGCUGUUGUAGGGCAGGGUGGCCUUCCUCCCAGACUUGCCUUACCCUGGGCUGAUCUUUGCUCUUGGUAUGCAUUAAUGAACUCCACUGAAUCCUGAAAAAAAAAUUAAACUUCCUUCUUACUUGCCA